Messenger RNA from Solanum tuberosum (potato), 1997 nucleotides. RefSeq lists its product as uncharacterized. The transcript has 2 exons. The record is from RefSeq and is a predicted model, not a curated record. NCBI's taxonomy places the organism in Eukaryota, Viridiplantae, Streptophyta, Magnoliopsida, Solanales, Solanaceae. The coding region runs from base 1269 to 1661 and encodes 130 amino acids.
GGGUCGAUGAAUUAUAACUUUUUACUUAAUUUUUAUUUAUGGCAUAUUACACAAGUCAAAAAGUGAUUGACCAUCCCUCGCCACCAAGACAACUUUCCCAAUUCUCCUCUUCCAACAAAUUAAUCCAUUAUAUAAAUACGUAAAUUCAAAGAUCGUCGGCGAGAUUUUUCCGGCGAAGUUGCUUCAGUACGGUACCCUUCUUUUUAUCUCUAGACUCUAACACAGACAAUAGUAAAUAUAUGUGCAUUACUUUGAACUGGCUAAGAAAUCGAUAGGUGCAUUGUAGAUUCUCCAACUGUAUUUGAAAAUUUUGCGUUUACUUUUACACCAAGCAACGGAUAAAUUGCUCUAUUCCUGCUUAAAUCGGUUGCAGUAUCGUUUUUCAUUGUAGUGUUGGUGUGAAUUUUUACAGUGGAAUCACUCGUUUUUUGUCGUAAUUUCGAGUAUUUCCUUGAAGCAUCAAUGGGCUGCCGGUAAGUAUUUUGUAAGGAAAAGAGAAAAAAUAUGGAGAAAAUUGACUUUUAAGUUUGAGUUGGGUCGCUAUCAGAAGAAUCGUGAAGUAGUUUAGUGAAAGAGCAAUCUAUAAUCUUUCCUUAGCAAUGCUUCAAUUUUUUUUUUUCCUGUUUCGGUAAUGCGUCGUUAUACAGUCUAUGGGAGACAACUUCUCUACCUCACAAUAUCGGGCACAACCUCUCUACCUAACAAAAGUAGGGGGUAACGUUUGCAUACAUCUAGACCCCACUUGUGUGGGAUUACAGUAGGUAUGUUGUUGAUGUUUCAAUUUUUUUGGUUGAUAGUUCUUAGGAUAAUGAAUAAAUUAUUUGAAAUCCUUCUUAACCUUAUCUAAGCAUGAACGAAGGUUUGGAUUAUCGUUGUGUCUAGGAUUCAUUAAGGUUUGUGUUUAACUAGGUAAAAAAUCAUUUAGCAGAACUAGAAUCAUGAAUUGGGCUAAUAUUGUUUUCUUUUGAAACUGUGGUGUCUGAGCCAAGCUUGUGUGUGCCUCGACUAAUUCCACGGGGUACCUUCUGCUUCUACCAUAGAAGAUAUAACCUAAUGUUUUCGCCUCCGCUAGUAUUUAGAGGUGAGACCUCGUGGUUCUCAAUCCACUUCAUUAACCACUGGACCUCACCAUCGGGCUAAUAUUUAACAGCCCAUGAAAUACUUAUUGAUCUUUCGUGAAACAUUACUUUGAUUUGUUUCAUUUCCUGAAAUAUCAUUGCAGAGAACAACUUUCAUUUUAAUUAUUCACAGUAGUUCAGUCCUAGAAGAUGAGGAGGCAGCUGAUGAUGUCGUGGAAGCGGCUGUGUAGGCUUAUAAUGAUUUCUAGGCCCUUUGGAAAGCCACUGCGAGAUAAGGCGAUGGCAGUUGCUGGGAGAGUCGCUAUAAUGGAAGAAGGAACGACUUUGAAAGCUUCUUGUCCAAUGUGCUUACAAGUUCUAAGCACACCACUUGAUUCUGAUCUAAAAAUGACACUAGCUGUACACAUGAGCUUAUGGCACGCAGAUGAUGUUCAAUUGCAUUGGGAGCUGAUGCAAAACAAAGGAAGAUCAAUUGUUCACAUGCCUUCUUUCUGCUUUGGAGCUGGGAUGGCUGCUGGAAUUGGUGCUCUGAUGGUUAUUCUUGCCAGAAGUCAUGCUCAAGCAUUUGGCAAUAAGAGGUGAAGUUUAUCUCUAACUCCGACUAAAAAGGAUCUGUGAUGAUUCUUUUUGUAUUUUGCCGCUGGUUUUGCCUCAGUUCUGAAGAAUUAGCCUAGUCUAAAGCUGCUAUUUCGCAGUAUUAGGAAUGCUUAAAUAGAUAGAAAGUUCAAGUGGCUGAAUGUUAUGAGUUCAUAUUACUGAAUGACUAAGGUUAUAUGAAGAUCCAUAGAUGAUAUAGUAGUUAGAGACAGAAAAGAAGUUUCCUAUUUCUUCAAGAUACCAAGGUGAUAUGAAUUUUGUUCCAGAUAUGUGUCCCUAGUUACUAAUUGGAGUAUUUGUUAUUAGUGACCUUUUUAGUUC